Messenger RNA from Gregarina niphandrodes, 708 nucleotides. RefSeq lists its product as hypothetical. NCBI's taxonomy places the organism in Eukaryota, Apicomplexa, Conoidasida, Eugregarinorida, Gregarinidae. The record is from RefSeq and is a predicted model, not a curated record. The coding region runs from base 1 to 708 and encodes 235 amino acids. The transcript has a single exon.
AUGGUAUUUAUCAGGGUCGUUAGUUCAAGACGGCAAGGUGCGAUUGCAGCAGUGUGGACGGCUAUUCUAACAAGUUUCGAAGCAGGGGAGUUCGUGCUGUCAAGUACAGCCAAUUGUCAGACGUUACAAUUUGAUGUGAAGCGAGAGGGAAGCGAUUUUGAGCCGUUCAGGAUCGAAGUAGCGACACCGUUCCGUAAGGUACCUAACCGCUUCAAUUUGUUGAGAGACGGCGUAGCAAUGAGACUAAUCUGGAGAUCGAAAUCUUAUUCCGAGCAUGUGGUAUCUUUCGGGAGGUGUGUACUCAUGUUGGCACAGAGACAGAUGCUUAGAGUUCUGAAUAAGACGGAUGUGGAUUCUCUCACAGCAACAGAGUUUGCCAUCAUAGACACUGGUAUUGAGCGAUUGUCCAAAGUCCUCUUUUCACAAUGCGGUCCUUUUUCACAACAAAUGGCAACGGACGCUCAGAAAUUCUGGACGGAUCCACAGGAGGAUACCUUUCAAACCGGUCGGUGGGAUGCUGUCCAAAUUGCACCGCUUCGCAUUAAUUCCUGGUCCGACUUGGAACCCGUUCAACGAGGACACCCUUUGUGGACACCAGACCCUGCCAUCCUCAUCGGCCGUGGCCUUGCCGUGGCAACACUGAUCUCCGACGCAACAAUCCUCGUCGGCAACUGGCUCACAAACAAAUAUCUGGACAUGGGAUUGUAA